AUGACCACGUCUAUACAAGAGAGCGUCAGUAGCGGAACCCUACCUGUUGCGACAUCGGAGGUCUCGUUUGGACCGGUCACGACCUCCGUCACCUCGGACAGCCAAGCAUCUUCCAGCGUUGCCAUCACCUCGCAGGGCCCUGUCGAGUCGGCCCUCACGACGGACGCCACAUCUGUCAGAUCAUCCGAGACCGCUGCCGAGCCGACGAGGACUUCGGCUUCCUCCGUCAUCUCGCCUUCUGGCAACUCUUCUAUAACGGGGGAGAUUGAGACUUCCACUCGACCCACUGGCACCGAGCCAAACGAGAGUAUCGCGACAGGAAGCGCUACAUCCUUGGUCAGCGGUACUGCCGAGUCUACAGCUCAAUCCGACUCGUGGACGAGCUGGGAGUCGUCGCAGUCGACAGCGGCAGCGACGUCUAGCUCUUUCCAGCCUUACGUUCCUACAGCUACAACCUUGAUCUUUGCCGCUCCGACUUCGACGACAUCAGCCUCAAGCUCGACCGCAAGCGCUACCCGAACCCAGGCGACGGAGCAAAGCCUUACCCUGACGCCGGAGACGACCUUGGUCAUGCCCUCGACGGCCGUGAUCGCUUCGAAUGUGCCGACUAUGAUCGUCCCGCCCAGUGAACCUACUACUACGACGAAAGCCGCAACCGAGACUGCUACGGCAUCUGAGGAUGGCUCCCAAACUACCGCAGGUUCCGCCCUGAUUAGUAUCCUAUUGAACUCGAACAACUACCCUUGGCAGUUCGUGGUCAAUAAUUCGGACGCAACAAGCCAGCUGUUUGUAACCUUCCCGGAAAUGCUCUCGACGGCUCUUGCGAUCGAUUCAAAAGAAGUCCGAACCUAUGCCCUGCAGGCCUAUUCCCCUGCCAGCUACAAUGGCGAUGGCACAGAAUUGCUCACCAAGUGGCUUGGUUACAUCCCGGCCGAUAGAGUGAAUGACCUCGCUCAGUACAUCAAGACUCCCAGCAGCCCGUUAUACAAUCAAGCUGGUAUUCCAGGCCAGCUUGCCCUACAGAUCGACUCUUCCUACCCGCUCGUAGGGUCUACCAAUACAGGCAACAACGGAUCCCCAACGUCCGCUGCGAGCGUUUCGAAGACCGACAACACGCGCAGAGACACUAUUAUCGGCGUUUGUGUUGGUGUAGGAGGAGCACUUUGGCUAGCACUUGCCGUUUGGAUCUAUCGCAGGGUCAAGCGGAAUCACGACGCGAAGAUCCACCGGCGUCUUUCUGAGCGAUUCUCCGUGAACGAUGGAGCGGCAUUCGCCGGGACCUAUCCCGCCAACUACAGGCACUCUAGGUCUAGCAGCCUGGCUGCAAGCGAGGUAGACGAUCGUCCAUCGUCCUUCUAUGCCAACGACGCCGACAACUUCCCAGCUGCGAGACGCAGACGUUCCAGCGUGUCUCAGGCAGUACGAGAAAGUGUCACUUUCGGCAAUCAGUCGCAUAGGCCUCCAAGCGGUAUCGGGUCUUCCUGGUUCCGCUCCAGUGGCAGUCAAUCCAACCGCCGGAUCUCGCGGGACUUCGGAGCGAACAACCCGACAUCUCCUCAGAUGUCGCAGAAUCCUUUUGCCGAUAUCGUGCAUCGCUCAUACCUCGAGAACGGACCCGCACCGCGGUCACCUGCAUGGCGAACUUCGACCAACGGUCGUCCAGUGGACAAGCGGUUGAUCGGAGCGCCGACUCUGCAGUCCAAUUCGCUGGAGUUUACGGGAUACAAGUGA
Messenger RNA from Filobasidium floriforme, 1731 nucleotides. RefSeq lists its product as uncharacterized. The transcript has 3 exons. Bases 1 to 1731 code for a protein of 576 amino acids. NCBI's taxonomy places the organism in Eukaryota, Fungi, Basidiomycota, Tremellomycetes, Filobasidiales, Filobasidiaceae. Gene Ontology annotation, molecular function: osmosensor activity. The record is from RefSeq and is a predicted model, not a curated record. Gene Ontology annotation, cellular component: plasma membrane; site of polarized growth; extracellular region. Gene Ontology annotation, biological process: establishment of cell polarity; hyperosmotic response; signal transduction involved in filamentous growth.